UUGACAAUAUGGCCGUGCGUUCUGGGUAACGGGGAAGGAGGAAAUCUGCACAGUGUCAGCUGGCGGGAACCCACAGUGAUUAGGGCUGACAUCUCCAGAUGUUGAAGAACAGUGCCCUCCAUGAAUGAGGACACUCGCCACUCCACGGGAUGCACUCGCUGAGCUGAGAGAAAAGGCUGAGCUCGGACACCGCCAUGUCGUUUUUUAGGAGGAAAGCUAAAGGCAAGGAACAUGAGAGACCAGCUGACAUACAACCCAGCAGAGGCUGUGUCUCCCCAGCUUCAGUAAAAUCUCAAUCCCCCUCACUGGUGCCCCGCAAUCAGCAUGCCAUCCUGGAGGCUGCUGGGCCCAGCCAUGUGGCCAUCAAUGCCAUUUCUGCCAACAUGGACUCCUUUGCCCGAGGACGCACGGCCAUCCUGAAGAAGCAGCCCAGCCACAUGGAAGCCGCCCACUUUGGUGACUUAGGGCGCUCCAGUGUGAACUACCAAGCUCAGGAGACACGCUCAAGGCUUUCCAAGACUGUAGAGCAGAUCCUGCGGGACAAUGUUGCCAUCCCCUAUUUCAUCCAGUACAUGGAGACCCAGGGGGCUGACCACCUUGUCAAGUUCUGGCUGGAGGCCGAAAGCUUCCGAUCCACCAGCUGGUCCCGAGUGCGAGCACACAGUCUCAACUCUGUCAAGCACAGUUCUCUUGCCGAACCUGCCUCACCCUUUGCUAAAAGGCCUGACAUCGAGGACCCAUCAGAAGGGGCUGCCCCUGCAACCAACACAAACUCUCACAGCCCUGGGCAAGUGUUCCGCUCUGGGUCCCUUAGCUCAGGCUGCGGUAAGGAAGCUGGCAUGCUCCAGCCUGAGGUGGACACCCCAACUAGGCUGGCCUCAUCCAGGAUGGGCACACCAUUCAAACUACAGCCUACCAACGCUCUGAAGGAGCUCUCUGAGAAACUCAUGAAAAGUAUAGAGAGAGAUGCUGUGAAUAUUUUCACUAAAUACAUCUCUCCAGAUGCUUCCAGACCCAUCCCCAUCACAGAAACCAUGAGAAAUGACAUUGUUGCCAAGAUCUGUGGGGAAGAUGGGCAGGUGGAUCCCAACUGUUUUGUGAUAGCACAGUCUGUGGUCUUUGGUAUCACGGAACAACAGCACUUUAGUCAAUUUUUGCGUAGUCAUCACUUCUGUAAGUACCAGAUCGAAGUACUGACCAGUGGUACGGUCUUCCUUGCGGACAUCCUCUUCUGUGAGUCAGCCCUCUUCUAUUUUUCAGAGUACAUGGAAAAGGAAGAAGCUGUGAACAUCUUGCAGUUCUGGCUGGCAGCAGACAACUUUCAGGAUCAGCUCGCUUCUAAGAAAGGCCAGUAUGAUGGACAGGAAGCCCAGAAUGAUGCCAUGAUCCUGUAUGACAAGUAUUUCUCACUCCAAGCCACUAACCCACUGGGUUUUGAUGACUCUGUGCGGUUAGAAAUCGAGUCCAACAUAUGCAGGGAGGGCGGCCCCCUGCCGGACUGCUUCACCACUCCACUGCGGCAAGCGUGGACCACCAUGGAAAAGGUUUACCUGCCAGGCUUCCUGUCCAGUAACCUUUACUACAAAUACCUGAAUGACUUGAUCAAUUCUGUUCGCGCAGACGAGUUUGUCGGCGGGAGCAUGGCCCUGUCAGGUUUAAGUGCCCCCUCAGAUGGUGAUCGUAAUACCAGCACUUCUGAGGGAACACAAUUCCAGCAAGGAACCAAAAAAGCAGCCAUUAAAAUUCUCAAAAACUUUGAUGAGGCAAUAACGGUUGACAUUGCAAGCUUGGAUCCAGAGUCUCUCUAUCAGCGACCCUAUGCUGGAAGAAUGACAUUUGGAAAAGUGAAUGAACUCGGACAGUUCAUCAGGGAGGCUGAACCAGAACCUGAUGUGAAGAAAUCCAAAGGUUCCAUGUUCUCUCAAGCAAUGAAGAAAUGGGUGCAAGGAAACUCUGAUGAGGCUCAGGAGGAGAUGGCUUGGAAGAUUGCAAAGAUGAUUGUGAAUGAUGUCAUGCAUCAGGCAGAUUACGAAAACCCCUGUGUGAAGUCAACUAAGGUAUCUGAUUUCAGCCCUGGCACCAAAAUGCCAGUAAGCUAUGAUGCUCCUGAUCUACCAAAGGACACUCCUUUUUUGACAAAGCCGUAAUUCCACCAGAGACAAAUAUUCAAGGAACUGGCAAUGAACUGCACAUUGUAUUUAUCCAACACAACAUUAACCCGUUAACUUGUCUGUCGUGUUUUUUUUACGAAGAGCGAACAAGGCAUUCCCCUUUUGUCAUGCUGCGUGUGUGAAGUUAUAUGUUGUGCCCUGUCCCAGAACACUAUGAAGGCUUUUUUUUUUUUUUUUUUUUUUUUCCUAGUAGCAGGUUGGCAAGCAGAAGUUGCACAAUAGUAUCAGACAUAUUCUUAAGUGACAAAAAUAAGAUACUUGAAGAACAGCAUGCUACAGUCUCAACUGGAAUAAUAGUGCUCCAAGAAGAUGAGGACUCCAGGCCUGCUUUGAAGAUGUCUGUGACCAUGCCCUCUUUUAACCUUUCCCUUUCUUUUUAUUUGAAACUUGUUUUAAGGAGCUCCUGUUCAUUUUAAAGGAAAGGCCAUUGUGGGAUGGAUCUCCAGCAUUAUGCCUGUAUAGAGUCUGUACGGUUUUGUUAUGGCUCGCCUACGACCAACCCCCUUGAAACCCUCUCUUUUGUCCUUUGCCAUGCAAGUAAACUGUCCUCUCCUGAUGUACAGUAGAGUGAAUGGGAAUUCCGUAAACCAGAGAUAUCAGUGUUUUACCUGUUUGCAGACUGUUCUGUGACCAGUCAUAGAUAUCUCCCCAGGUGUUGAAGUGAUAGAGAUACAGUAAAGACUUAAAAGCAACACUUUUUUCUGGUUAGCUCCAUGUAUUGCUAGUUUUUUUCUGAAUUGUUAUUUGUAUGACGUGUCAGAACAUUGUCACAAAUUUCAAACCGUUUCAUGGGAAAGUAAACACGAUCAAUAUGGUAUUACUAUUAUUAUGAAACGCCUUGAGAUGUUCAUAUGAAGCAAGAGAAAAGACUGUUUUGGUACUAUGUACCUGUGUUUUCUGAUGUACAGUAUAUGU
Scleropages formosus (Asian bonytongue) is the source of this 3086-nucleotide messenger RNA. RefSeq names its product A kinase (PRKA) anchor protein 10 (gene akap10). Gene Ontology annotation, biological process: intracellular protein localization. The record is from RefSeq and is a predicted model, not a curated record. Bases 195 to 2147 code for a protein of 650 amino acids. The transcript is spliced from 15 exons. Gene Ontology annotation, molecular function: protein kinase A binding. Gene Ontology annotation, cellular component: plasma membrane; mitochondrion. NCBI's taxonomy places the organism in Eukaryota, Metazoa, Chordata, Actinopteri, Osteoglossiformes, Osteoglossidae.